Messenger RNA from Desarmillaria tabescens, 1176 nucleotides. RefSeq names its product Glucuronoyl esterase catalytic domain from Hypocrea Jecorina. The transcript is spliced from 2 exons. Bases 1 to 1176 code for a protein of 391 amino acids. The record is from RefSeq and is a predicted model, not a curated record. Lineage: Eukaryota; Fungi; Basidiomycota; Agaricomycetes; Agaricales; Physalacriaceae.
AUGACUAUCAAAACCUCUUUUGCCGCGUCUCUUCUCUUCGCCGCGUCUGCGUUCGCGCAAUGCGGUAACCUCCCGUCAAAUAUCUCUCUCACACCCGAUAGCAUGCUCCCCGAUCCCUUCACCUUCCUCAACGGAACCGCCGUAACCACCGCCGACGAAUUCACCUGUCGUCAAGCCGAGAUCAGCGCUCUUUUCCGACGUUUCGAACUCGGUGAACUCCCACCUCGCCCCGAAUCCGUCGUCGGCACCCUCUCCGGAAAUAAUACUCUCAUCAUUGACGUUUCCCACGGCGGACAAUCGAUCUCUUUCAACAUCGGGAUUCAGACGCCUUCUGGCUCCGGUCCUUUCCCCGCUCUCAUCGUUUUUGGAGGGUUCCUUAGCCUUCCUCAACCUUCGGGUGUGGCGAUUCUUUCGUUCAACAACGACGAUAUCGCGGCACAGAAUGAUGGAUCGUCGCGUGGACAAGGCAAGUUCUUUACGCUUUAUGGAUCAAAUCAUUCGGCUGGGGCUUUGAUGGCUUGGGCCUGGGGUGUUGCGAGGAUUAUGGAUGCGUUGGAACAGGUCAAUACGAACAUCAACCUUGAGAGGGUUGGUGUUACGGGUUGUUCGAGGAACGGGAAGGGUGCUCUUGUUGCCGGGGCUUUCGAACCGAGGAUCGCGUUAACGAUCCCUCAGGAAUCGGGGAGUGGUGGUGCGGGAUGUUGGAGGAUUUCCGAUUCGAUGUUGGCUAAUGGGAUCGACACGCAAACGGCUAGCGAGAUCGUUCAGGAGAACGUUUGGUUCUCUACUGCAUUCAACACUUUUGCUCAAUCUGGCGUCGACCCUUUGCCUUUUGAUCAUCAUAUGCUUUCGGGACUCAUCGCUCCUCGUGCCCUUCUCGUCAUUGAUAACACCGGGAUUGAUUGGUUGGGUCCCGAGUCGGUUUGGGGUUGUCAGAAGACGGCGAACUUGGUUUGGCAGGGACUUGGUGUGGGCGAUUUCAUGGGUGUUUCGCAGGUGGGGAACCAUUCGCAUUGUGCGUUCCCCAGUCAGGAGCAGCCGGAUUUGGACGCGUUCGUGAAUAGGUUCUUGAAGGAUCAGAAUGCGGAUACGAAUAUCAUCAAGACGGAUGGGGCGAAUGGCCUUGGGUUUGCGGAUUCGCAGUGGAUUGAUUGGGAGGUUCCUGACCUCUCUUGA